Paramuricea clavata is the source of this 3244-nucleotide messenger RNA. Lineage: Eukaryota; Metazoa; Cnidaria; Anthozoa; Malacalcyonacea; Plexauridae. The record is from the annotation of a GenBank genome assembly.
GUACAAAUAUAGCUUCAAAUCGAAACCACAAUGUCUACUGGCUCAGAGAACGAGGACUUGUGUGCCGUUUGUGGAGCCCCUUCGACAGGCUAUCAUUACGGAUGCUACGCUUGCGAGGGCUGCAAGAGCUUCUUCAAGAGAACAGUACAAAAAAAUCUCGUUGAGAAAUAUCAGUGCCAAAAUGGUGACGACGGCUGUGAAAUUACGCUGGAAUCCAGAGCGAAAUGUCAAGCUUGCAGGUUGAAAAAAUGCUUAAGCGUUGGCAUGGUUUUUGGAGGUACGUUUUAGCGGUUUUAUUUAUCAAAACAAAGCCGAUCAUAAACCUAAAAGUCUACAUGUUUAGAUGUUAACGUCGAUCACCCCAAGGCUAGGUGCAUGUCUGAUCAUAUACUCAACAGAACGAAUCGCAAUGUAGCAAAUUAAUGUUGUUUAUAUAUUCUAUUAAAUGUAUAUCAACAUCUCAAUUUGUCACGCAGUUUUUAGUAUAUAUAUAUAUAUUACAAUUGUGAAGAAUUUUUGCUUGCUAAAAACACGAUCAUGUUUUGACGAUAUAGCCGUUUGGGUCACUGUUAUAAUGGUCUAUAUAAAUGGGAUCGUUGUUUUGCGACUCUUGACCAAGUUGUUUAAAUUGAAAGAGACGAAUGAAUUACGUAUUUUUUGCGUGGUAAAAUAACAGUUUAGAAAUUCCGGUUUGUGCUAGCAACGCUGUUUGGAUGUAUAUUAAGCGUAAUAUUGAAAAUCAUUAGUGGGUUGAGUGCUUUUGUAGUAUUUUGUAUAGCUAAAAUUUGUCUCGCAGCUGUAGUGCUGGGUGCGUACAGGAAACGUGGAUUAUAUGUGGUUCCGCUUUCAUUUUCUUGUUUGCCAAGGUCGAUUUCCACGUGUGAACACGUCGUAAAAUCAAGCAAUACAUUUGUAUUGUUGAUGGUUGUUUGCAUUACACUUAAUUAACAUAAAAAUAUAGUGGCAUUCUGUCACAGUUCAGUGAUCGGAAUGUCCAUUUUCUUCCGUUGUUUUGAAAACCCCACUGUUCUUUCGACUCAUUUAACCCAUUGAAUGGCAGCACUCUCACCUUAAACAGAAAAGUCGUCUGGCAUUAGACAGAGUAAGAUAACCUGGUGUUAGACAGGGUAAAUAACAAAGUAGGGCGCAUCAGGGCACAUUGCCACUUAAAGUUUAAUAACCGAAUGGGUUGUUCCAGAAACGAUCCACACUCCCCCUAUGGAGGCAAUUUUGCUGUCCAGAGAGGGAGGGGAGAAAAAUCUGUUUCUGAUAAUAGUAAGUGUAUUAGGACAUCCAAAGGGGGUAGGGGGUUAACUCCCAAUUUCCUCUGUGGAUGUUUUCUGGAAUGACCCAAUGCAUGGGCAGAUAGUCUGAUUAACCCAUUGAGUGGCAACUCUCCCCUUGACAAGUAAAUUGUCUGACAUUAGACAGAAUAAAAUACAAACUUAAAGGGUUGCACAUUGAAAAAGCAAACUCAGUAGCAUUAAUGAUUUCUUUCCAAGGUGUACGAGGUGAUCGUCAGAGAGGGGGAAGAUCAUUUUACCCCCUAAAACAAGCCGAGGAAGAUUCCCCCCAAUCAUCAACAGAGUAUGUAAAAGAAGAAGCAGCAAGUCCUUCAAGCGAGCCGAGCACUCCGCAUGAUACAGCACAAAUCUUACAACAGUUGUUAGCCGCGUCCCCUGCCAUCAUACCUCCGGGUGAAUACCUGCUCAGGCCCCCAUUGCAAGAUCCCGAAAUCAAUAUCCCCCUCACUCGUUUAUCGAACGGUCUCUCCCUCGAACUAAAGCUGAUCGUUGAUUGGGCAAAGGCUGUUCCAGGGUUUUCCGAGUUGAUCAAAGAGGAUAAAGUUAAAUUGCUGUCAUCGGCCGCCAUGGAGCUUCAGGUUUUCAGAGUUUUAUACAGAUCGAUGCCGUACGGGGAGAGCUUGCACAUGAAUCAGCCAACGGUGUUGUCGAGAGAGGAGUGCUAUAUGUUUCUAAGCGAAGAGUUGGUCGAUGGAAUGCUGGAUGUCGUUCAGCGCUUGCGAGCGCUCAUGAUCGACGAAAGUGAAUUUGCUUGCUUGAAUGCCAUUCUGUUGUUCAACUGUGGUAGGUUUAGAUUGGUAUACAACACUUUCAUUUUUGGGGUGUUUAACCCAUUGAGUGGCAGCAUGUUCCCAUUGAAGAGUAAAUUUGUCUGGCGUUAGAGAGAGUAAAAUUGUCUGGCGUUAGAGAGACGAAAAUUGUCUGGCGUUAUACAGAGUAAAAUCAUCCGGCAUUAAAUGAAAGCCUAAUUGUUCCCUAGCUAAUCUGCUUGGGGUCUGUGUCUAGACACUCUGACUGCCAAAUUUAAAUAAAGACCGAUUUACCUUAAUUUUAGAUACUGAAGGUCUGGUGAAUCGAGAAGCAGUUGAGAGACAAUGUCAGAUUAUCAUGGAAACGCUAAAAGCAUACGGAGAACAAAAACAACCCGGACGUUUUGCAAAAAUAUUACUUCGUUUGCCAGUUCUUCGAGAAGUGUGCAAUAAAGGCUAUCAUUAUUUUGUCCGUGUGCAACUGGAGGGCGAAGUUACAAUGUCCACGCUACUGACACAAAUGUUUGAAAAAGCUAGAAUCUAGAUACAAAUACAUUACUUUAGAAUAAAAUUUUCUAUAGUCUAUUUUCUAUAGUGGCUGGAAAUUAUCAAAACUGAGAAAUUUUUAUGUGCUGUCCUUUCCUGGAAAGGCGAUGUGCAUUCUAAGAAAUUUUACAAGAAAACAUUAAGUUUAUUUUAUAUCAAUUGAUUGCUAAUUGGGUGUGGACAUUAAAUGUUGCUGCAACUUAAAUCCCAAAAAAAUAUGUGUGCAGCAAUAAACGAGUAUCGUCAUUGACUUAUUUUAGAGUCUCAGGAAGACAGUCUCUUGAAUUUUCAACACUCUCUGAUUUUUUUAUAUGACAUACAUAACACAAUUAAAAAUUGUUGUACAUAAUUUAGAAUGCAAUGAAAUGAAAAUAUGAUAUAGUUUACAGUUUAAUAGUUUAACAAAAUUUGAUUAUUAAAUGUAUAUAUUAUUGGUAAUAGAUUUCUUUUAUGUUAGCUGAUGAAGUUGGCAGAUUGUACUGGACCCCACUCACUGCCUUUAGGGAGGGAUGAGCUGAUAAGAUUUUUAUCAGUAAAAGCUGAUAAUCGGUAUACUGUGAGGCAUAAGAUAUAAUUGGCUUUCUGGGCCUGUUGUACAAAAGCCGAAUAAUGCGAUCCACUGGAUUGUGAUUUUUUCAAAUUUUC